Messenger RNA from Pipistrellus nathusii (Nathusius's pipistrelle), 1383 nucleotides. Lineage: Eukaryota; Metazoa; Chordata; Mammalia; Chiroptera; Vespertilionidae. The record is from the annotation of a GenBank genome assembly.
AUGGAGGCGUCUUCGUCGGCGGCGGCAGGGGAGGAGGACUGGGUCCUUCCCUCAGAAAUCGAGGUGUUAGAAUCUAUCUAUCUGGAUGAACUGCAAGUGAUUAAAGGAAAUGGCAGGGCUUCGCCAUGGGAGGUCUGCAUCACCCUGCACCCUGCCACGGCAGAAGACCAGGACUCUCAGUACGUCUGCUUCACUCUGGUGCUUCAGGUCCCAGCCCAGUAUCCCAAUGAGGUGCCACAGAUCUCUAUUCGUAACCCCCGAGGACUCUCAGAUGAACAGAUCCACAAGAUUGCACAGGCCCUGGGCCACGUGGCCAAGGCUGGGCUGGGGACUGCCAUGCUCUAUGAGCUCAUCGAGAAAGGGAAGGAAAUCCUCACAGAUAACAACAUCCCACACGGCCAGUGUGUCAUCUGCCUCUAUGGCUUCCAGGAGAACGAGGCCUUCACGAAGACACCGUGUUACCACUACUUCCACUGCCACUGCCUCGCCCGGUACAUCCAGCACAUGGAGCAGGAGCUGCGGGCUCAGGGACAGGAUGCGCAAGAGCAGGAACGGCAGCAUGCCACAGCCAAACAGAAGGCUGUUGGUGUGCAGUGUCCAGUGUGCAGAGAGCCCCUCGUGUAUGAUCUUGCCUCACUAAAAGCAGCCCCUGAACCCCAACAGCCCAUGGAGCUGUACAAGCCCAAUGCAGAAAGCCUGCGCCAACAGGAAGAGCUAAGGCGGCUCUACCAGAGGCAGCAGGAGAGGGGGGGCAUCAUCGACCUGGAGGCUGAACGUAACCGGUACUUUAUCAGCCUGCAGCAGCCACCUGCCCAUUUGGAACCUGAGUCAGCUGUAGAUGCCUCCAGAGGAUCCCAACCGCUCAGUGCCCUUGCCACAGAACUGUCUCCUUCAUCCACUGCCCAACCUACCCAGUCAGCUCCUCUGCCUGUGGCUUCCCAGUAUAUGUGCGAGAAGAUUCCAGGGACUGGGCCAAAUCAACAAAGAUUGAGCGAGACACAGAAAACUGUCCUGGAUACCCCCCGGACCAACCGAGGCCCCGGGAGACAGCCUGAACGGAGGCACCUAAAGGGAGAAUACAAUGCCCACAAAGGUACCAAAGACACCCAAGAACUGCCACUUCCUGAGGGGCCCUCCAAGGAGCCCAUGGACAUAAAGCCAGAAGAACCCCGUAACCGAGGGGUUGGAGGUCCUUCCCAAGAGAAUGGGCCUGGCAACUGUCAGGGUCCCCCGCCCCGCAGGACUCGGGACUGUGCUCGCUGGGAGCGUUCCAAGAGUCGGACACCAGGUUCUUCCCACCCCCGCCUGCCUCGGGGUCGGGGAACCUACUCACCUGGUACUCGAAGGGAGCCCGUGAGCCUGGAAUCAGAGGAUGGUUCCUAG